This is a messenger RNA of Verruconis gallopava, 783 nucleotides long. RefSeq lists its product as uncharacterized. Bases 1 to 783 code for a protein of 260 amino acids. NCBI's taxonomy places the organism in Eukaryota, Fungi, Ascomycota, Dothideomycetes, Venturiales, Sympoventuriaceae. The record is from RefSeq and is a predicted model, not a curated record. The transcript has a single exon.
AUGUGCAAUCCGAGCAAGUCGAGCGCUGCGAUUCGGUGUGUUUUGAAGCGGGCGCGCUGGAUCAGAUUCGCGUUUGGCGCGUUGUGUUUACCACGGCGAGAUGAUGUCCGUGGCAACCAUCCACUGUCGAGGUUCGGCAAGAAUUUCCGGGGCAAACGCGAUCGCAAUCGGCCACAGAGCAAGCAAGCGUCGUUUCCGGUCACGCCUGGAAAGCGGGGAUUUGCUACUCAGCACGGAGGCAAGCCGACCUUUGUGAGGGUUGAGGGAUGGCACACGUCCAACUCUGGCAAACGUAGAGUCAACAGAGUCCCCAACAGCGUCUCACGAUGCGGCAAGACCGGCCUGCGCAGACGGGGCGGACGUUUGCGAACUGAUAUAGUUCCAGGACGCGCGCGGAGCCUUCCCGAGGGAUGGGGACAGAUGGCAGAUCUGACAGCGAUCGCGAAGGCCCUGCGCUGGCGUGUGCAAGACCCGAGGGCGAACCAGAGCGCGGUUGGUGGAAUGGCAAGACACUAUGGGGUAGACUCCGACGUGAGAUGCACAACACAGACAGAUUCAGGCAUCGGCAAAACCGGAGAUGGAAGCGUGAGUCCGUGGCAUGUAGUAAGCAGGAUGUUGCUGCGACUGGUCACUUUUGCCAGCUCGUCCACAGGUCAAGGUGCCGACAACGAGUGGCAGGCCGGCACAAACGGGAGGCGGCGGGAGGCAAGCGAAACGGAGACCACGGCUAGGUACACAAGCAAGGGCGGAGCGAGAGGAUCGCAGGACGUGUUGGAGAGAUAA